Molecule: messenger RNA, 2115 nt
Organism: Pangasianodon hypophthalmus (striped catfish)
Lineage: Eukaryota; Metazoa; Chordata; Actinopteri; Siluriformes; Pangasiidae
Gene: dmrt2a
Product: doublesex and mab-3 related transcription factor 2a
Exons: 4
Coding region: 288-1793 (501 amino acids)
Biological process (GO): sex differentiation; regulation of transcription by RNA polymerase II
Cellular component (GO): nucleus
Molecular function (GO): DNA-binding transcription factor activity, RNA polymerase II-specific; RNA polymerase II cis-regulatory region sequence-specific DNA binding
Source: RefSeq, a predicted model, not a curated record
UUGACACACUGUGUGACAGCAGAGCCAGUAAAUAUCGCACACUGACUCAGUCCUCAGAUUUUUCUGUGGAGCGACGAAAACGUGCAAAGCCACCACAUCCACUUAAAACACAACAAAACAAAACAAGAGGAUAUAAGAAUCCUGAGCUUUGGUGGACAGGUGUAUUUCUUCUUGAUCACCACUGGUGCGCGCUUUGGACUUGGUAAUAAUCAGCACAAAAACAAAACAAAACAAAUCUAAAUAAACAGCUUGUGACUGAGGACGCGUCCGCACUGGACUCUUUCACCAUGACGGAGCUCUCCAGUCCUGAAUUUGAGAUCGACGUGGAGAGUCUGGAGACGGAGGCGGCUGGAGAAGAGGAGUCGGGCUGCAGAGAGGAGGAGGAGAAGGCGGCCCACGCAGGCAACCCUGGAGCAGGGGAUCAGAAAAAGCUGAGCCGCACUCCGAAAUGUGCCCGCUGCAGGAACCACGGCGUGGUGUCGUGCCUCAAAGGCCACAAGCGCUUCUGCAGGUGGAGAGACUGCCAGUGCGCCAACUGCCUGUUAGUGGUGGAGCGCCAGCGGGUCAUGGCCGCUCAGGUGGCCCUCAGGAGGCAGCAAGCCACAGAGGAUAAGAAAGGAAUAACAGGGAAGCCCAUACCAGCUGAGAGACGAACUAUCUAUCAAAGGCACAUGCGCCCUUCCACCAUGCUGGCUAAAAGUAUCUUAGAAGGCUACCGCCCUGUCCAGUCUGACCAUUUCCUGGGUAUGAAUCCAGCUCUGCCACCACCUCUUAGUGACCGCAUGAGAAAAAGACGUGCUUUUGCUGACAAGGAGCUGGAGAGCAUUAUGCUGGAGCGUGAAUACAAGGAGAGGGAACUCCUCGAGUCCAACCAGUCUGCUGCCAGCUCUUUGUUCCUACCAGGCAGCGUGGUGCAUGCUGCCGAGUACAACUCUUACAAGACGGCCUAUUCCUCGUCGUCUGCUCCCACUGUAGCAGCUGAAGCAACGCCAAAGGAGCUUUGCAGCUUCCUGCCUAGCUGUCUGGACCUGCCAAUGGGUUACAGAGCAGCCGGUGGGGCAGCCAACGUCGAGCUGAUUUCCUCCAAUGUGAGCGUGGCUACCACGUACCGCCAGUACCCGCUAUCAUCUCGCUUUGUCAUGUGGCCGAGGGGCGGCAACAACCUGGGCGAUGCGCUCCUCUACCAACAGUGCCUCCUCAAUGCCACUGCAGUGCAGAACCUCAAACCUGGUGCCGUCUGGGACCCCAAAAUGAUGCCAUCGACUGAGAGCAACUCUCCUGAGCAGGAAUCUGCAGCUUCUGCAGCUUCUAGGCUCGAAGGUUCCCGUGUGGCCCCGGAACCAAGUGAACUACCAGCUGGAGAUGCCCACACAGGACAGAACAUUAGGGAGCGCUCAGCAUUUUCACCCCCCAAGAAGGUUUUUGGAUCAGCGUUUGGGCCACUCCCUCCAGGAGCUAAUGAGCAUUUGUUGAACAAGAUUAGCAAAGAUAGCAGCAAGCACACACUGUCUAUGAAGCUCAACUCCUUUCACUCUCUGAUCCAGCAGACUCUGAACGAGAAGGGCGCUGAUCUUAGGAACCCCUACUGUAAAGAUCUGCUGGAAGGGGCUGCUAAGAGGUUCAGGGACAGUGCACCUAAAGACUCAGCUGGUUUUAAAAGCUCAGAGAGAGUGGUAAAAGACAUGUUGGUCAAGCCGACAGGCACAAAGGUUUCGUCGAGCGAGCCUUUGUCAUUUUCCGUGGAAGCCAUUUUAAAAAGGCCCUCACUGCCCAUAAAUCGAUCGUCCCAGUAAGAUUACCAAUUAACAAAAAUCAAUCACAAAUGUACUUAUGGACUAAGAUUUCUGUAUACUGUGUAUUUAUUCUUAUUCAUAAUUUUGCUGGUUGUGUUUGUAUGUGAGAGUAAACACUUGGGUGAAUAUAGCACUCAUUUAUUCCUUAAACGUAGUCUCUUCAACCCAUCUAAUACUUGUGUAAAUAGCCAUGUAAAUAUUAUAGUAUGUGACACAAGCAUGUUGUAAAUGCGGUGUGUAGAGUAUUUAAAUGCAUUGGUAAUUUUUACUUUCAAACGUGACAAUAAAAUUUAAUUAAAACUCAAAGUCCAUAUGUUCUCGU